AUACGCCGAUCCUCAGGUCAAUCGAUAUUUACUUGUCUUUUUAGGUUAUGUAGCCAUUAAUAGUGUUUUUAUGUAUGUGCUUAAUAAUUGCUGUAGUAGGUAUUCUAUAUUGAUAACAUUACAUACAUAACUCGGUGAUGCUGAAGACGGACACACGAUGAACAACAACAGAGACACGUCCUUGGUGGCUCUCAUAGAAUCCAGCGAACGGCUCACCCACUUCUGCCGACCGGGCGAGAGAUCGGUCCGCUCCCCUUCGGACCCCUCAGGACCUCAGCAGCGUCAGCUGUUCUGUCGGACCCACUCCGUCUCCACUAGAUGUGUUCUGAAGCCGUGCCCCGAGACCCACCACUGCCAGUCGCAAGACGAUGACGUUGCUCCCGUCAAGUCGAAACGAUUAAAACUCUCGGACUGUUCCAGACGACAGGUGCUAGUCCUGUUGGUCUUAGCGUUAGGCAACUUCUUAAGUUUCUGCUCCAUGUCGAUAUUAGCUCCAUUCUUCCCUAAAGAGGCCCAUAGAAAAGGGAUGGAUCUUUCAGUGUCCGGGUUUGUGUUCAGUUUCUACGCUCUAGUCGUCUCCAUAACAGCUCCUGUUUUGGGUAAAAUGCUGCCAAAAGUUGGGGCCAAGCCAAUGUACAUUUGGGGUCUUAUACUUGCAGCAUGCAGCAACUUUAUUUUUGGGCUCCUGCCUCAAGUGAGGGACUACUCACUGUUCACAUUCAUGGCGUUCUUUGUUCGAGGCCUUGAGGCUUUAGGAGCAAGUGCUUUUUCCACUUCCAGCUUUGUCUUUGUUGUUGAAACCUUUCCUGACAAUAUCAGUACUAUUUUGGGAGUUAUGGAGACUGUCAUAGGACUGGGUAUGAGUGUUGGACCAGCUAUUGGUGGUGUUCUCUACUCUAUUGGAGGUUUUGGGUUGCCAUUCUACAUCUUGGGAGUGAUCAUGUUGGGAGUGGUGCCACUGGACAUAUGGGUUCUGCCAGCUGCCUCCGCCGAGACCAAGAAGAAUCCUACAGGGUCCCUGUGGAAACUGAUAAAGAUACCCGCAGUGUUUGUGGUGUGCUUGAUUAUCAUCAUCAGUUCCAAUGUCUGGUCAUUCCUGGACCCCGUCCUCGAGCCUCACUUGGAAACUUUUUCGCUGACAAGCAGGGAAGUGGGGUUUGUGUUCCUGCUGUUCUCAGCGGUGUACGCAGUGUUCAGCUUGUUCUGGGGGUGGCUGGCCGACCGACUCAACAACCACUGGAGUAUGAUGGCAGUGGGACUCACAGUGUCUACCGGUAGCCUCCUCGUGUUGGGACCUUCCAGGAUGAUCACCAAUCAGCCUAAUGCUUUGUGGGUGGACUUGGUUGCUUUGUGCGUGCUUGGCAUUUCUGUUGCUCUAACACUGAUGCCAACCUAUCAAGCUAUCCUGAACUUUGCAUUGGAGAACGGGCACAGACGGCAAGUUGCUACGUACAGUCUGGUGGCAGGGACUUGGUCCUGCAUGUAUUCGUUAGGGGAAAUGAUUGGCCCCACUGUUGGCGGAAUUGUCUUGGAGGCUUACGGGUUCCCAGUGCUGACAACAGGGAUGGCUUACUCCACCUUCCUCAUGAUGCUCAUCAGCCUUGUAUUCUUCAGCUGCCGUAAUAUUUGCUCGAACAGACGAGACGAUGAGGACUACAGCAUGAAGAGGCCACUGUUAGAGAACGGCUGUGUGUAUUACGGAGGCACUGACAACGACAAAUGUGUUCUGACCGUGGGAUUUAGUGCUCCAACCAGUUAUGCGUAGAUACAUCAAGUGAUAUAACUACAUGAAAAGACUGCAGAAAUAUUAUUCUUUGUACAUAACUGUAUAUCUAUAAUUGUUACCUAGAUUGUAAAACUCUUGUUGUUAUUUAAUUUUUAAUUUAGAUCUGAAGUUAGACAAGACAACAGUAUUCUUCAGUGUAAUAAAAGUGUUAAAUUAAA
Homalodisca vitripennis (glassy-winged sharpshooter) is the source of this 1944-nucleotide messenger RNA. Its product is annotated as MFS-type transporter SLC18B1-like. Gene Ontology annotation, biological process: transmembrane transport. The record is from RefSeq and is a predicted model, not a curated record. NCBI's taxonomy places the organism in Eukaryota, Metazoa, Arthropoda, Insecta, Hemiptera, Cicadellidae. The transcript is spliced from 14 exons. Gene Ontology annotation, molecular function: transmembrane transporter activity. The coding region runs from base 158 to 1765 and encodes 535 amino acids.